AAUAGCCAACUUUUAGUUAGAUAGCUGGUUGUGCUAAAAACUUGAAAGUGACAAGUGUCUCUAAAACAUUAUCUGAAUAUCUAAUUGCAGAAUUCUAGUAAAUCUAGAGUCCAUUUUAACAAACCAUGAAGAUGAAGAAGGACAGGAAUCAGGUGGCUGAGAAGAUUUUGGAUCUAACCAUGGAGAUCAUCUGCCUGCUGACUGGAGAGGAUCACAUAGUUGUGAAGAGUUCUGAUGGGAAAGACCUACACCGCUUUAAUACCCAGGGCCCUAGCAUGCUUCCCCUGACAUGCUCAAAGAUGUGUGGGAGACUCAAUGACAAGAAUAUCCUGGAACUGACCAAUAAGAUCAUUUUGCUGCUAACUGGAGAGGUUCCUAUAAGGUGUGAGGAUGUUGCUGUCUAUUUCUCCAUGGAGGAGUGGGAGUAUUUAGAAGGAUACAAUGAUCGCUGCAAGGAUAUUACAAUAGAGAAUCGACAGCCUCACGAAUCACUGGAAAAAUGUGAAUUUGGUGGGUUGCAAACUGUUUCUAAACCCGAUGAUGAAAUGGAGGAAACUCCCCUAAAUUCAACACCUAAAUUCAACACCGCAAGGAAAAGUCAGACUACAUCUGUAACGUACGUGUUACAAAACUCUCAGCCCUGUGGCAAAGGUUAUCCAACAGGAAAUAACAUGUAUAUAUCCACAGAUCAUCCACAGACAGACUAUCCUUCUCAUAGUAAGGAGGAAUCAGGGUCCUGUGAAGAAGAACAUCUCACAGACAUUUAUACACCCAUAGAAUAUCCAAAUAAUCAUAUAAAGGAGGAACCAGACUCACACGAGGAAGGAAAUCUCCCAUUGAAAAUAACCCCUAGGAUAUCCUUCAUACGUUCUAGCAAACCUGAUAAAUGUAUUAACGAUGAAUCUGAUAAAUCUCCCAAGAGCAAAUCUAACACAGAUCCAAUAUUUGACUGCACUUACUGUCCACAAAGUUUUAAUAAUAACACAGAGCUUGUAAAACAUCAAUCAGUUGACAAAGAAAACAAGAUGGCUGCUUCUGAUACUGGAAAACCACCAUUCUCAGGCUCUGAAUGUGGAAAUAAAUGUAUCACAAAGGCUAGUAUAAUUAAUCCUAAAAAGAGUCACACAGGGGAAAAACCAUUUCAGUGCAUUGAAUGUGGCAAAAGGUUUACCCGGAGGACACAUCUUGCGUCACAUGUAAUGAGUCACACAGGAGAAAAACCAUUCAAAUGCACUGAUUGUGGGAAAUGUUUUAUUCUAAAAGGUACUCUUACAAGACAUCAGAUGAUUCACAUAGGAGAAAAACCAUUUAAAUGCACUGAUUGUGGGAAAUGUUUUAUUUUAAAAGCUACUCUUACAAGACAUCAGAUGAUUCACGCAGGAGAGAAACCAUUUAAAUGCCCAGAAUGUGGAAAAUGUUUUACCCAUAAGUAUGAUCUAAUCAGGCAUAACAAGAUUCACACAGGAGAAAAACCAUUUAACUGCACGGAAUGUGGAAAAUGUUUUACCCAGGCCUCAAAUCUUGCAUCACAUGUAAUGACUCACACUGCAGAAAAAACGUUUGAAUGCUCUGAAUGUGGGAAAAGGUUUAAUCUAAAAUCUACUCUUAAUAAGCAUCAGAUGAUUCACACAGAUGAAAAACAAUUUAAAUGCUCCGAAUGUGGAAAAUGUUUUGUUCUAAAAUCUACUCUUACUAGACAUCAGAUGAUUCACGCAGGAGAGAAACCAUUUAAAUGCAUUGAUUGCGGGAAAUGUUUUAGCCAGUCCUCAAGACUUAAGUCACAUAAAAAGAUUCAUACAGGAGAAAAAAUAUUUAAAUGCCCCGAAUGUGGGAAACAUUUUAGCCAAAAGUAUGAUCUUAUGAGACAUCACAAGAGUCAUACUAGAGAAGAACCAUUUACCUGCACUGACUGUGGGAAAUGUUUUACCCAUGCUGCUAAUCUUGCUUCACAUUUGAGAAAAAAACAUUUUGUUCUUCCGAGUGGGCGAAGUGUUACCAGUAGCUGAAGCCUUUUUAUAUAUAAAAUGAGUCAUACAUUAGAGAGAAAAUGUUAGUGAUCGUUCAAGGGUCAAAAUACAUUGUAUAUAAGAAAUAAGAACCAAGUCUUAAGCUGAAUUUUAA
Messenger RNA from Pelobates fuscus (common spadefoot toad), 2121 nucleotides. Its product is annotated as gastrula zinc finger protein XlCGF57.1-like. The record is from RefSeq and is a predicted model, not a curated record. Gene Ontology annotation, biological process: regulation of transcription by RNA polymerase II. The transcript is spliced from 4 exons. Lineage: Eukaryota; Metazoa; Chordata; Amphibia; Anura; Pelobatidae. The coding region runs from base 126 to 2006 and encodes 626 amino acids. Gene Ontology annotation, molecular function: DNA-binding transcription factor activity; RNA polymerase II cis-regulatory region sequence-specific DNA binding.